CGGUGGUCACGUGAGCCGCGUUCAUGUGACCGGCUCACGUGCUUGCAACGGUAAAUAAAACAGGCCCCUUGCGCUCUGAAUCAGACAGACAGACACGGAGAAGAGCUCGACACUAAGAAGUAACUAAACCCACACUAACAGCUGACAGACAAGCUACAGGCAAAAUGUGGCACGCAGCCUUCCUCCUACUGGCUGCCAGCUUGUCGAUGAGCCUGGCCAGACCUCGCCUUCAACCAAUGUCCAAUGAAAUGGUCAACUACAUCAAUAAGAUCAAUACUACCUGGAAGGCUGGUCACAACUUCCACAAUGUUGACUACAGUUACGUCAAGAAACUCUGCGGCACAAUGCUGAAGGGACCUAAACUGCCAGUCAUGGUUCAGUAUGCUGGAGACCUAAAGCUGCCUAAAGAUUUUGAUGCCAGAGAGCAGUGGCCCAACUGUCCUACCCUGAAGGAGAUCAGAGACCAGGGCUCCUGUGGAUCCUGCUGGGCAUUCGGUGCUGCAGAGGCCAUCUCCGACCGUGUAUGCAUCCACAGCAAUGCCAAAGUCAGUGUGGAGAUCUCCUCCGAGGAUCUGCUGACCUGCUGUGACAGCUGUGGCAUGGGAUGUAAUGGUGGCUACCCCUCAGCUGCCUGGGACUUCUGGACCAGUGAGGGACUUGUCACUGGAGGUCUAUAUGACUCCCACAUUGGCUGUCGUCCCUACACCAUUCCUCCCUGUGAGCACCAUGUGAAUGGCAGCAGACCUGCCUGCACUGGAGAAGGUGGCAACACACCUGAGUGCAUCACCAAGUGUGAAUCUGGAUACACACCCACCUACAAAAAAGACAAGCACUUUGGUAAAUCGUCUUACAGCGUGGAGUCAGACGAGACGCACAUUCAGACUGAGAUAUACAAGAAUGGCCCAGUAGAGGGAGCAUUUACAGUCUAUGAAGACUUUGUCUUGUACAAGUCUGGUGUGUAUCAGCACGUGUCAGGCUCUCCUUUGGGUGGACAUGCCAUCAAGAUCCUGGGCUGGGGAGAGGAGGAUGGUGUUCCCUACUGGCUCUGUGCCAACUCCUGGAACACUGACUGGGGUGAUAAUGGAUUCUUUAAAAUCCUGCGUGGAUCUGAUCACUGUGGUAUUGAGUCUGAAAUUGUGGCAGGAAUUCCCAAAUGAAACCUAAGGUUUUGAGGUGCAGCGUCGUUACAUCAUCACUAGAGGGCAACACACUCCGCUUAUCUGUCACAGAACUGUGACCGCAAUUUACUGCUUUUAGUCCUUUUAGAGACAACUGAUCACUUUGCUGUUUAAAGGAAGCCACAUGCUGUGCGUGCCACAGAAAAACUCAAGCAGCCUUCAAUUCACUAAGAUGGAUUUAUAGAUCUCUUAGCAAAAAUAGCUAGAAUGUGCCUGUGCACAAAUCUCCAUUGAAGGGAUGGUUUGUCUGAGAGGACAAAAGAAAAAGUUAGUGUAAAAUUUACACAGGAGGAUAAUGUAUAAAGACAUGCCUGUGCAUUUAAUUGUAUCUCUGCUGCUUUGAUGCACACUGUCACUGUUGCAGAUUGAAUUAUCUUGGUCCACUUUUUCUGCACAUGUGGACACUGUAGGCCAUUUUAGAGCAAUGCAGGAUAUAAUUGAAUUUUAAUUGAAUUUUCAGUGAAUUUUAAGUUAUGCCUAAUGAAGCAAAUGAGAUGUUUGUAUGAGUGUAAUUUACAACUAUCUCAGUUUUUUAUGUUGAUUGCUGCUUUUAUUUGACAGAUGCAACCACUGCUACUCCACAUGAUAACUGAUGCACUCUGUAACUGAUGCUUGUUAGUGUUUUUAAGUUUUUAAAAAAGAUGAGAAUUGAACCUUUUUUAAAUACACUAGGAAAUAAGAUGGAGUGUAUUUGUUUGCCUGUAUUAAUCAAAAAUAUUGGCACAUUGUUUUUAAUUAAAUAAAAAAUGUAAUGAA
Amphiprion ocellaris (clown anemonefish) is the source of this 1934-nucleotide messenger RNA. RefSeq names its product cathepsin Ba (gene ctsba). Bases 165 to 1157 code for a protein of 330 amino acids. Gene Ontology annotation, molecular function: cysteine-type endopeptidase activity. The transcript is spliced from 11 exons. Gene Ontology annotation, biological process: regulation of catalytic activity. The record is from RefSeq and is a predicted model, not a curated record. Lineage: Eukaryota; Metazoa; Chordata; Actinopteri; Pomacentridae. Gene Ontology annotation, cellular component: lysosome.